CAUAUCCUCUGGCCUCUCAACUUUGCACCCUGUCUGUUUGCACCAGUUCUUCAUUACUGACGCCAGGCAAGAUGUCUGCAACCCGUUACCGGCGCUUUCUGCGGCUCUGCGAAGAGUGGCCGGUAGAUGAGACAAAACGGGGCCGGGACCUCGCCACGUUUCUCCGGCAGAAGGUGGCCCUGGCGUUCCGCGAAGGGGAGAGUACGCAGAUCGCAGAUCCGGAGAAGUGUGAUCAGAUGUAUGAGAGCUUAGCUCGGAUCCACGCCAAUGUCUAUAAAGAGAAGUUCCCUCGUGUCCGAGACACCAGUUUUACAGGAGUGACGGUAGAGGAGUGCAGAGUUGUGUUAGCCACAGACAGCAUGCAACAAAUGGAGGACAUGAAGAAGGGGAUUUGGACGAAGCUGAAGGAAAGGUUUUCCUCGAAGGCUCCGGAAGAGGGCGCUAAGGAGUGACCCCACACUCUCGCUCUUCCGAACCGCACAUGUUGUAUGCACUGCUCGCCUGUAUAUUGCCAUUUUUCAAAUAUUAAGCGUAAUAAAUCUUUUCUUUUGAUGAGA
Molecule: messenger RNA, 557 nt
Organism: Polyodon spathula (Mississippi paddlefish)
Lineage: Eukaryota; Metazoa; Chordata; Actinopteri; Acipenseriformes; Polyodontidae
Product: ubiquinol-cytochrome-c reductase complex assembly factor 2
Exons: 4
Coding region: 72-452 (126 amino acids)
Biological process (GO): mitochondrial respiratory chain complex III assembly
Cellular component (GO): mitochondrial matrix
Source: RefSeq, a predicted model, not a curated record